GCAACGCCCUUAAAUCUUCCUAUAAAAGAAGCCUAUCUUACCAUCGAAAUCAUUCAGUUCACAAAUCACAAACUCUUUCGUCCAACUACAUCAUUACUCCUAAAUCCUGAAAACGUCUGUGGUAGCAGUUGUAUUGGCUGUGAUAUGUUGUUUGAUUGUGUUGCUCAAAUCACAGAUCCGAUGCAGCGGGCUACUCGGGUGGUGUUUAUCCAAGAUAUCCUAAUGGAAAUCCUGUAUCUGUUCAGAAUAAUCUCUCACGGUAGAGCUAAGAUAAUCAGUUGCUCACCGGAGACAUUAUUCUGCAUAGGUGCAUUCAUCUUCUCAAAUUCCUGA
This is a messenger RNA of Loa loa (African eye worm), 333 nucleotides long. RefSeq lists its product as hypothetical. NCBI's taxonomy places the organism in Eukaryota, Metazoa, Nematoda, Chromadorea, Rhabditida, Onchocercidae. The transcript has a single exon. The record is from RefSeq and is a predicted model, not a curated record. The annotation marks the transcript as partial.